Messenger RNA from Fusarium pseudograminearum CS3096, 351 nucleotides. RefSeq lists its product as uncharacterized. NCBI's taxonomy places the organism in Eukaryota, Fungi, Ascomycota, Sordariomycetes, Hypocreales, Nectriaceae. The transcript has 2 exons. The coding region runs from base 1 to 351 and encodes 116 amino acids. The record is from RefSeq and is a predicted model, not a curated record.
AUGGAUGACUUCGAGGCAAUUCGAAGGGAUUUGGUACUUGAGAAUGAACCUAUUGAGAAGGAACUCUCUUCUUUGGGUAUGAAGUGGCACUCUUUCGACGACCUUUGUCAGGCGCUACGUUCCGAAACUGUCACCGACAGCAUCACCGAUCGCGACCGCUAUGGCAUGUGGCACGAUCCUAGCGCCCCAACGGCCCCGACAAUCAAAGACACAGAAGGCGAAGCUGGAGUGUUCAAAAGUACCCCAAUCUCCUCGCCGACAAAGAAACGGAAGGCUGAGAAUGACGACUCAUCCACUCAAGCGAGCAAAGACACAGAAGGCAACCGGAAAAACGCCCCGGACAAGCGAUAA